UUUAAAAGGAAUUAUGUAAGUUUCACAUAAAUGGUAUCAUUUCUGGCGUUGGGUGGUUCAUUGGCCUCCCGCCAUUCGAACUUUCGAACGCUCCUUCUCUGCAUUUGCCCAUCUCCUCUCUCAGUCCCUCUACUUUCUCCAAUCAUCUUUACACCAUCAGCAUGACUUCCAAUCUAGGUGGAAAGGCCAUUGAUUUGUGGUCCGAGUUAAUUGCCAGCGAGGGAAGCGACCUCCAAGAAGAAGCCUCAGUAGAAGAGGUUUAUAGACGAAGAAAGCCAACCCAGAAGACCGUUCAUCCUCCUCACCCGAAGCAAAACUUGGGUUCCAAUGGUUGCAAUGUGAACAGAGUGAGUUUAGCUGCCGUUGACAGUAAGAGAAUUAGUUGGAACCGUGCCCUUUCCAUCAGAGGGAGGGUGAGUAUUGCAGUUGAGGCUUGUAUAGAUCGUCAGCGUCAAUGUAAGCAGGCAAAGAGAAAAGGAAAACCUGCUCUUCCUAAAGGAAAGUAUGUACAACCUACAAACUUUGACAAGGAGCGUGCAUACUUUCAAGAGGUAGAUGCUUUUGAGUUGUUGGAGGAGAGCCCUUCCCCCAAGAGCUUCAGUACAUGGACAAGCAGCCAAUUUGAUAGUUCUACAAUACCAUCUCUAUGCUCUAGAAUAGAAAAAUGGUUAAUUUCCAAGAAAUCAAAGUACAGUCUUGCACCUUCUAGCACGUUAUCAAAGAUAUUAGAAACUCCACUGGGGUCCAUUGAACCAAUUGGUGGAAUUCAUUUGGACAAAUUCAAAUUGAAAACUCCCGAGAAUUCAGCUAGAGAUAGAGAUGCGCACUGGUGCUCUAUUCAGAGAAGAUUUAUUUUCAGUAUAAAUGAUAUCGAUGCCCUUAAAAUAGAUAGCAAUGACAACAGAAGUAACAGAGCAGAAGAAAUGAGAACUGAGGAUCGUGAAGACAUUGAAGUUGCUGUGAAGAAACUUUCUUUAACAUCUACAUCUACUUCUUUCCAUAAAUAUGAUUUGGAUCCACUUAGUGCAUUAUUAGCAGUUUGUGGACAGUCAACUCCUUCCACGCUUAAAGACGUAUUCUCUAAUUAUUGUGAGCUGGAAACUAUUGUCAAAGUUGGUGAAGGUACGUAUGGAGAAGCUUUCAAAGUUGGUAACACCGUUUGCAAGGUAGUUCCAAUAGACGGAGACUUGAAAGUUAAUGGAGAAAUACAAAAGAGAUCAGUAGAACUGCUGGAGGAAGUCAUACUUUCCAGAACUCUAAAUUCUUUAAGAAGUAACGAGCGCUGUGCUGAUAACUUUUGCACAACAUUCAUACGAACCAUAGAUUUAAGGGUAUGUCAAGGUUCUUAUGACGCUGUACUAGUCAAGGCUUGGGAAGAUUGGGAUGAAAAGCAUGGCUCAGAAAAUGAUCACCCGAAGGAGUUUCCGGAGAAACAGCUUUAUGUUGUGUUUGUUCUCCAACAUGGGGGAAAAGAUCUUGAAAGCUUUGUACUCCUAAAUUAUGAUGAGGCCCAAAGCUUAUUAGUACAGGUAACUGCGGCUCUGGCUGUAGCUGAAGCUGCUUAUCAAUUUGAACACCGAGAUCUGCACUGGUCGGAUUAUUCGUCAAUCUACAGUUAUUUUAGUCGUUUCUUUUCUUUGGCUACUGAUUUGCAUCAUGUAUUUAUUGCCAGGGGAAAUGUACUGUUAAGUCGGAAUGAUUAUGAAGCGUUGCAGUUCACCCUUGAGAGUAAGAACAUGACCGUAAAAACAUUUGGACUUCAGAUUUCGAUAAUCGAUUUCACUUUAUCGCGAAUUAAUACUGGUGAAGACAUACUCUUUUUAGAUCUUUCCUCAGAUCCUUAUCUCUUUAAGGGUCCAAGAGGAGAUAGACAAUCAGAAACAUAUAGAAAAAUGAAGGAGGUGACCGGAGACUGCUGGGAGGGGAGCUUUCCUAGAACGAACGUCCUGUGGUUACUCUACCUUGUGGAUAUAUUACUUCUGAAGAAAUCAUUCGCUGUCGAUAUUAUCCAGGAGCGUAGUUCAAAACAUGAAAGGGAGCUGCGUGCAUUCAAGAAACGUCUGGACAAAUAUACUUCAACAAAAGAAGCAAUUUAUGAUCAAUUUUUCAGUGAGUUGAUUGUUUGGUCAAGCAGCGUGGAGUAGAGCUGGAUGACUUGGACUUUUCCAACAUGAUGUAGAAUGAAGUCCUGAAAUGUCAUUGCUAUAUAAACUACGUACUGAUGUGGUUUGCACCAAUAUUUUGUAGGAUAUUGCCACCUGCCUGUGGAUCUAAUCAUGUAAAUAAAUCACGGUAACGUUUAAGAAAAUAUAGACCAAAUUUACAGAAAUGUUAGGUAUAAUGGCAAGGUUUAUUUUAAUAACAUCUCUUUAGAAUUUUAUGUUAUCUUGUUUUUCGACA
Cucumis sativus (cucumber) is the source of this 2400-nucleotide messenger RNA. Its product is annotated as serine/threonine-protein kinase haspin homolog. Gene Ontology annotation, biological process: mitotic cell cycle; intracellular signal transduction; protein phosphorylation. The transcript has 14 exons. Lineage: Eukaryota; Viridiplantae; Streptophyta; Magnoliopsida; Cucurbitales; Cucurbitaceae. Gene Ontology annotation, cellular component: cytoplasm; nucleus. Gene Ontology annotation, molecular function: ATP binding; histone H3T3 kinase activity. The record is from RefSeq and is a predicted model, not a curated record. The coding region runs from base 162 to 2144 and encodes 660 amino acids.